Cylindrotheca closterium is the source of this 1096-nucleotide messenger RNA. The record is from the annotation of a GenBank genome assembly. NCBI's taxonomy places the organism in Eukaryota, Bacillariophyta, Bacillariophyceae, Bacillariales, Bacillariaceae.
AUGAGCUACACACCAAGAUCGGCGGAUGUGUACGCGUACGACCCAGCUCUACCACCAACCAAUGUACCAAUUGUAUCCGGGGCGACCGCCUAUGACUGCCCACAGAGCGGCAACACGUUCAUAUUGAUAUUCAACGAAGCACUUUACUAUGGGAACCGGUUAGAUCAUUCAUUGAUCAACCCAAACCAAGUCCGCAAGUUCGGAAUCCCCCUAUGGGAUAAUCCGUUUGAUGAGAUGAGGAAUAUUGGCAUCAAAACCAAGCCGAUAUUUGUUGCACUCAAGGCAAAGGGGACAAAGUUACUAUUUGAUUUAAGGGCCCCAACUGAUCAAGAACUCGCAAAUCGCCCCCACAUUGAUAUGACAAGCAAAGUGCCUUGGAACCUAGGUACCGUACAACUUGGGAAAGUCUCAAUCGUCCACGAAGACCCAAUAGAUGACCCAAGAUCCAACGAAGCUGAAUUGAGACAAUUGGAUCCAAUCAUGCAAGGAAUGAACGAAUGGCGCACAGUACAGCAGACAAUAGUUGAUGGGGAGAGAUUCUUCCAACAAGUUGGACGAAUGGACGAUGAUGCACGAUUCGCAGACGUACCUGUGAGGCCGUCCUUUGUAUCCACGGAACAACACACCAAAGCAACGGCAGAAAACCUAUCUGAACGACAAGGAAUCGGUUUGCACAGAGCACGCGCCACCUUGAGAUCGACACUACAAAGGGGAACACGAUCCGCCAUACUACCACUGGCAAGGAGGUACCGAGCGGACCGCAUGUUCCUAAGACCAAGACUGAAAGGCAAGUUCUCAACCGACACGGCCUAUUUCAACCACAAGGCAAGCCAGAUCUAUUUCCACAAGAGCGGUUUCUACAGUUGCCAUCAUCUCUCAAAAGUGGACGACAAACAAGUUGGGCCGACCCUCAAGAAAUUCAUAGCUGACUACGGUAUACCAGAGCACCUCACGAUGGACGGAGCAGCGGUACAAGUGGGACGCAACACGAGCUUUAUGGAAACGAUCAACAGAGCCGCGAUUAACUACCACAUCUCCAGACCAUACCGACCGGAAGAAAACCCAGCCAAAGGGGGGAUCAGAGAGCUCAAGCGAC